AUGGUUCAUGCGUCAAAUCCCCCUACUGAAGACGAAAUCACUGUGGCGCUCCAGGAUUCGUAUUACUUCGACUCAGAUAAUCCGUUCCAAUGGUCCUCAUACGACAGUCAACUGGAUGGCCAGUGGCUGCCUAACGACCAAAUUGCCAAUUGGUUCGACCCCGCGACUCUCUCCGGCGUGGAAUGGUCAGAUCCAUUGUUUGUCGAUCCAACCCUUGAGCAAGGAUUCUCGACUCAAACUCCGAACCAUGACGCGUCACAGACAGGAGUCUACGAAAGAGAAAACGUUGCGGCCCAUUCUGUGACCGAGGAAAGGUGCGAUCCAGCCAUCGCCCGCCUUGAAGAAAGAAUGUGUGCCUUGGAGAAGCAGGUAGACUGCAGGCUUUGCGAGGUUGAGGCAGUAGUCAAGAAUGUUCGGACUGAGUAA
Messenger RNA from Diaporthe amygdali, 426 nucleotides. RefSeq lists its product as uncharacterized. The record is from RefSeq and is a predicted model, not a curated record. NCBI's taxonomy places the organism in Eukaryota, Fungi, Ascomycota, Sordariomycetes, Diaporthales, Diaporthaceae. The coding region runs from base 1 to 426 and encodes 141 amino acids. The transcript has a single exon.